Cannabis sativa is the source of this 1751-nucleotide messenger RNA. RefSeq names its product UDP-glycosyltransferase 76F1. NCBI's taxonomy places the organism in Eukaryota, Viridiplantae, Streptophyta, Magnoliopsida, Rosales, Cannabaceae. The transcript has 2 exons. Gene Ontology annotation, molecular function: UDP-glycosyltransferase activity. The coding region runs from base 168 to 1571 and encodes 467 amino acids. The record is from RefSeq and is a predicted model, not a curated record.
UCAUCCCAUCUGUCAUCAAAUUGGAGCGUGUUAAUUUUAUAUGAAAUUCCCAAUAAAAAUAAAUAAUUAAAUAUCCCCUUUAUGACCAUAAAGGAGAAGAGAAGGAAUAAAGUACAAUCUGGGUAAAACAUCGCAGAAAGAAAGGUUGUGUUUUGUGUAAGGAAAUAAUGGAACAACAACAACAAAAAGAAAGAAAAAGGCUGAGAUUGGUACUCUUCCCUCUACCAGCACAAGGGCAUAUAAACCCAAUGCUUGAAUUGGCCACUAUUUUGCACUCCAAAGGAUUCUCUAUCACAAUCAUCCACAUCAACUUCAACUCCCCCAACCCCUCUAAUCAUCCUCACUUCACUUUCCACUCCAUCCCCCAUGGAUUACCAGACCACAUGCUCAAGCCCACCACCGGAAGUGGCACCAAAGAUGUCAUUUCUAUUAUUACCCAUCUCAACAUCACCACUGUUGAACCCUUUAGGGAGUGUUUGACCUCCAAUGCUUUGGAUGAUGAUGAGCCCGUUGCUUGCUUAAUCUCUGAUGCCAUGUUCCACUUCACUCGAGCUGUGGCUGACAGCCUUAAGCUGCCCAGGCUCGUUCUAAGAACAACAAGUGCCACUUCUUUCAACGUUUUUCCUGCGUUUCCACUUUUGCUUCAAAAGGGUUAUCUCCCAGUACAAGAUUCCCGACUAGAGGAGCCAGUGGUAGAAUUUCCACCUCUUAAAGUUAAAGACCUACCGGUGAUAGAAACGCAAUACCCAGAAAAAUUCUAUGAACUAAUAAGUAGAGUGGUGAGUGAGACUAAGGCCUCCUCAGGGAUCAUUUGGAACACAUUUGAAGAGCUUGAACAGUCUGCGCUAGACUCAAUAGCUAACCAGCUCUCGAUUCCAAUGUUCCCAAUCGGCCCAUUUCACAAAUACAACUUAGCCUAUUCUUCAAGUAGCUUCUUAGUAGAAGACCAAAGCUCCAUCUCAUGGCUCAACACUCAGCCACCGAAUUCAGUCAUCUAUGUGAGCUUUGGGAGUGUUGCAGUAUUGAGUGAGACUGAGUUCUUGGAGAUAGCUUGGGGUCUAGCCAAUAGUAAUCUGCCCUUCUUGUGGGUGGUUAGACCCAGGUCGAUCCAUGGCUCGGAGUGGCUCGAACUAUUACCAAAUGGGUUUUUAGAGAGUUUAAGGGGACGUGGGCACAUAGUGAAAUGGGCUCCACAACAACAAGUGCUGGCUCACUUGGCCGUUGGAGCAUUUUGGACUCACAGUGGGUGGAAUUCAACGAUGGAGAGUAUUUGUGAAGGGGUUCCAAUGAUCUGUAAGCCAAGUUUCAUUGAUCAAAAUGUGAAUUCAAGAUAUGUGAGCCAUGUAUGGAAAGUGGGAGUUAAGUUGGAGAAUGGGAUUUUGGAAAGAGGAGAUAUAGAGAGAAUGAUUACAAAAUUGAUGAGGGAGAAAGAAGGAGAGGAGAUAAGAUGCAGAGUAUCAAAACUGAAGGACAUGGCAAUAAGUUGCUUGAAACAUGGUGGUACUUCCUACAAAUAUUUAGAUAGCUUAGUUAACCACAUUCAUUCAUUAGCUCAUUUGAAUCCUCUUUAGUUUAUAACUGCUUAUAUACGUUGAUAUUGAUCUUCGACAAUUAUGUUCUCUUCCCUUUCAUUAUUUUCUAUGAUUUGGAAUUCUUUUGUUGUUUUCUUAUAAGUAUAUUUGUUGAUUUUUGGAGUGUUUUUUCAAGGUCCACCUAAAAUAUGCAAGAUAGUGUAACAUUGUUAAGGUAAA